CUGAAUACAGUAACAUUGAAUUUCUUGCAUAUUAAUGCUUCAAAUCCACAAUGCUUGCUAACUUCCAUCUAAAAUUCAAGUAUAAUUACUUUUCUGUUGCAGGUAAAAAUGCAGGAAGCAGAUCUAGUAGCAAAAAUGCUUCGAGCUGUUCUCCAGUCUCAUAAAACUGGAGUACCCUUUUCCCAUUUGCAAGGCGAAUAUAAAUCUUUAACUGGAGAUUGGAUUCCUUUUAAGCAGCUGGGACAUGCUACAUUAGAGGGAUAUCUGAAGAGUAUGCCUGGAGUUGUUAGGAUUGAAAUUGGCAAAAGUGGUGAGGUAACUUGCCAUGCUGUUGUUUGCCAGGAGACUGCAAGGAUUGCUCAGCUUGUAGCCUGCCAGAGAACUUCCAAAAGAAAAUCAAAACGGCAAGUGAAUUGCCAGAUGAGGCUGAAAAAAACAACUCCCCUUGCCUCAGUAGGCAAGCCAAAGGGCACUCUGAGGAAACCUGGAUUAAUGCGUUUUUCAGAAGAGGUUAAGAGGGGUACAGUCCCACUGAGAGGCAAAGGAAGCUAUGCAGUUGUUAAACCUAGUAUGAGCCCUGCACCAUAUCCUUUAUCCCCUGAAUUUGGGGUGGCUGUCCCUAAUGAAGUUUUAAUACAAGGACAUGUGACCGUGGUGAACAGGCCUGAGAGAAGACUUGCGAUUCCGCCAAGGUUUCAAAAAGAGCUUCAAGUUCAUCUGACAAGAAAUGUGCCUUUAGACAUUAACGAAAAUGUAAAAGAACCAAGACAGUUAACGCAACCAGUCCCCCCUCGUAACUCAAAUACUGAUAUAAAUGAGAUUCAGAAAAGAAUAAAAGACAUCAUAAACCAAUUCAGCAAUGGAAUAUGGUUAUCGAAGAUACCACAGUUGUACAGAGAGGCAUAUGAUGAGGAUUUUAAUACAGCUUUGCUGGCACAGUUUGAAUACUGGCCUCAUGUUUGUGUGGCAGAGAAGGUAUGUUCAGGUGGCCAAAGAGAUAUACUUCUCAACCCUCCUGGGAAAAUGCAUCACCCAGGAAAGGGCAUUUCAAGCCAAGAAAGAAAGUCUCAGCCUCCAUUAAUAAAACAAAAUGUGGAAACUAAAGCUGCUACCCUUCAUGGAGACUUCAGGCAAAAUAUCUCUGCCAUCUUGAUAAAAUAUUCUAAUGGUCUUUGGGCUAAUGCACUCCCCAAAGUAUAUGAAGACACAUACAAAGCAGCAUUGCCUCAGAAUUUUCUGGACAACAUUGACUUACUCUCAGAUAUAUGUACAGUCAAUUAUAUUUCUGAAAAUCCAAAGAAGGCAAUUCUCUACGCAAAGCCAAAACAGCAGGCAGAGAAGAACCUGAAUAUUAUUGCUAAGAACUCCACAUGUGAAGACUUACAGAGACCAGCUGAACAACAGUCUACUAAGCCAAAGCAGGAAUCCCAAGAAGAAGAUUUGGAAAGUGUUUCUGUACCUCCUUUAAUUAUCCCAGCAGAAAUAUCACCAUCUGUGUUGGUAGUGGAACUAAGUUCUACAAAUGAAGUUGUUGUCAGAUAUGUGGGUGCAAACUAUUCUGCUGCCCAGGAAGCAAUGGAAGAUGAGAUGAAAGAUUGGUACAAUCAGAAUUCCUCAGCUUUGCAAAUCCAGUCUCCUAGAGUUGGACAGAUUGUUGCUGCGCUUGCAGAAGAAGACGCUUGGCUGCGGGCGCAGAUUGUUUCAACAGAGGGCAAUAGGCUAAAGGUAUGCUACGUUGAUUAUGGUUUUACUGAAAUCAUAGAAAAUUGCAGAGUGUACAAAUUAGCCAAGCAUUUCUAUAUAUUGCCAUUCCAGGCUUCCAAAUGUAAACUUGCUGGUUUAGAGGCCUUCUGUGACGAUCCAAUCUUGGUAAAGACAGUAGAGUCUCAAACUUGUGGCAAGAUAUUUGCUGUUGAAAUAUUGGAGAAAAGCAACAUUCCCCUUAUUAUCCUAUAUGACACAUCAGGCGAUGAUGACAUCAACAUCAAUGCCACUUGCCUAAAGGCUCUGCAUGAUAAAUCACUUGAGCUUCAUCUUCAGGUAGAUGCACUCUAUACGGAUGUCCGGGUAACCAAUGUUAACUCGGAUGGAACUUUAUAUUGUCAAGUGCCAUCAAAGGGCCUGACCAAGCUUUCUGAUGCUUUGCAAAAACUGGAAAACUAUUUCCGCCACAGGGUAACAGGGUAUUCUGUAUCACUACCUUAUUGUGGCAUGAUCUGCUUGCUUAACUGUAAAGGAAAAUGGGCCCGAGUGGAGAUAACAAAUGUUCACAGUAGCCGGACUCUUGAUGUUCAGUUUAUGGAUACCGGAACAGUAGCAUCUGUAAAAGUGCUGGAGCUGAGAGAGAUUCCCUCAAUAUUCCUGCGAGAAAUAAUUGCAAUACCACCUCAGGCACUAAAAUGCUGCUUGGCUGACCUUCCUCUUAAUAUUGGCAUGUGGACUCCAGAUGCUGUACUUUGGCUAAGAGAUACCGUAUUGAACUGUACUGACUGCAGCAUGAAGGUAGUUAAACUGGAUGACCAGAUUGCACACAUCUAUCUGUUUACACCAAAGAAUUUUCCAGACCCAGAUCGAAGUAUAAAUAGGCAGAUCACCAGUGCUGACUUGUGGAAGCAUCAGAAGGAUGCCUUUCUGAGUGUCACUCCCAGUAGUGUCCCUGGGAGAAGGGAAACAGAUUUACCAGCAGUGUCAGACUUAGGGCCCAAACAGAGCUCCACAGAUACAGUUCGUCAUAUUCUGGAGUCCAGCAAGGUUGAAACCACCUUGAAUAUGCCACCACCAUUGCCACUUGUCCAACCCCAGGAACAGAUGGAUGUUUUUGUUUCACUGGCCUGCCACCCAGGUUACUUUAUCCUCCAGUCUUGGCAAGAGAUGCACAAUUUAGAAGUGCUGAUGGAAGAAAUGCUUCUGUAUUAUAGCACAGCAGAAGAUGGAGCUGUUGCUGUUGAAAAAAACAAAAUCUAUGCAGCUAAAGUAAAAAACAAGUGGCACAGAGUGUUAAUAAAAGGAAUGUUGGCAAAUGGACUGGUGUCAGUAUAUGAGCUGGAUCAUGGUAAACACGAGCUGAUUGGCAUCCAAAAUGUAAGGCCUCUUGUGGAUAUGUUCAGAAAGCUGCCAUUUCAGGCCAUAACAGCCCAGCUUGCAGGAAUAGAAUGGCAGCAGUGGUCAGAGGAAGCUUCAGUAGUCUUCCGAAACCAUGUUGAGAAGAAACCUCUGGUGGCCCAGGUGCAGACAGUUAUUGAAGGGAUUAAUCCAUGGGAUCGCAAAGUAAUUGUCUAUUUGGUGGACACAUCAUUACCAGACAAAGAUAUAUGGAUUCAUGAUAUUAUGAACCAAUUGUAAUGGAGAUCGCAAAGGGGACAUACAUUAUUUUAAAACUCUAAAGGAUUAGUAACUUUAGCAAUAACAAUAUAAAUGUUAAAAGAACAAUUACUUAAAUCAGUUUACUUCUAAUUGACUUUUGAACUGUUCUGUGCUAAAAAUUUAUAUAAAUAAACAUUUCUGUUA
Messenger RNA from Candoia aspera, 3507 nucleotides. It is a transcript of the gene TDRD7, whose product is annotated as tudor domain containing 7. The transcript has 16 exons. The record is from RefSeq and is a predicted model, not a curated record. Lineage: Eukaryota; Metazoa; Chordata; Lepidosauria; Squamata; Candoiidae. The coding region runs from base 109 to 3342 and encodes 1077 amino acids.